CAUGUGCUGGAUUUCACCGACUAUAAAACAUCACUAAUUGUUCUCAGCUAUAGCUGCCAUGUUCUUUCUCAGAACACGUGAUUAACCUAUGAUUAAUACUUUACAAAAGGUUUGCGGCUCACAAGUCAAAAUAUGAAAUAAGUUUAUUUCUCAAUCAUACCUUCAAAAAAUCAUGAAAAUUUCGUUAAUUAAUGGCGACAUUGGCAAAGUUUGACCAGGAAAAAUACUAGGCCUAUAGGUCUCAGCAUUAGCUGCCAUGUUCUUUCUCACAGAAAUACACGAUGAAACUAUGAUUAAGUUUAUUAACUUAUAUGAUUAGAUAUUUCAAAUCACAUAAAUAAUCAUUUGAUAUUUCAGUUAUCAUACCAUCACAAAACCAUCGUUGAAAAUAUUGUUAAUUAAUGGCUAUGUUAGCAAAGUUCGACGGGGAACAUUUGUAAUUAUGGCUGUGUUGUCCUUUAUUAUAAAAUGCACCAUUAGGAAUUUAACAAACAUUUCACACAAAAAAUCACACAAAAUAAUUUUAUCUCAACAUAAUAAGUUUACUUUCUUAAAAUGGCACACAAACUGCGCGAUCAGGGGAGAAGGGCCUUAGUCAGGGAGGUGACCAAAAACCCGAUGGUCACUCUCACAGAGCUCCAGCGUGUCUCUGUGGAGAGAGGAGAACCUUCCAGAAGAACAUCUAUCUCUGCAGCACUCCACCAAUCAGGCCUGUAUGGUAGAGUGGCCAGAGUGAAGACAUUCCUCAGUAAAAGGCACAUGACAGCCCGCCUGGAGUUUGCCAAAAGGCACCUUAAGGACUCUCAGACCAAGUCCAAGACCAAGAUUGAACUCUUUGGCCUGAAUGGCAAGCAUCAUGUCUGGAGGAAACCAUGCACCAGUCAUCACCUGGCUAAUACCAUCCCUACAGUGAAGCAUGGUGGUUGCAGCAUCAUGCUGUGGGCAUGUUCCUCAGCAGCAGGAACUGGGAGACUAGUCAGGAUCGAAGGAAAGAUGAAUGCAGCAAUGUACAGAGACAUCCUUGAUGAAAACCUGCUCCAGAGCGCUCUGGACCUCAGACUGGGGCAAAGGUUCAUCUUCCAACAGGACAACGACCCUAAGCACACAGCCAAGAUAACAAAGGAGUGGCCCAGCCAGAGCCCAGACUUGAACCCGAUUGAACAUCUCUGGAGAGAUCUGAAAAUGGCUGUGCACUGACAUUCCCCAGCCAACCUGAUGGAGCUUGAGAGGUCCUGUAAAGAAGAAUGGGAGAAACUGCCCAAAAAUAGGUGUGCCAAGCUUGUAGUAUCAUACUAAAAAAGACUUGAGGCUGUAAUUGGUGCCAAAGCUGCUUCAACAAAGUAUUGAGCAAAGGCUGUGAAUACUUAUGUACAUGUGCUUUCUUUGUUUUUUAUUUUUAAUAAAUUUGCAAAGAUUUCAAACACACUUCUUUCACCUUGUCAUUAUGGGGUAUUGUUUGUAGAAUUUUGAGGAAAAUAAUGAAUUUAAUCCAUUUUGGAAUAAGGCUGUAACAUAACAAAAUGUGGAAAAAGUGAAGCGCUGUGAAUACUUUCCGGAUGCUUUAAUACUUUCGGAAUAUAAUUUGGCAUAAGAUACAGGAAGGCCUUGGCUAAUCCAGGGUCAAAGUCAAGGCUGGAAGGGGCAACAGAGAGAGCUUGUAGAUCUCCUACUCGCUUGAGAGAUGUCAGGGCCAGCAGAAGAGCUACCUUUAGAGUCAGAAGCUUCUCAGAGGCUGACUCUAAGGGCUCAAGUGGGGCCCCUGACAGACCUUCCAGGACCACAGAAAGGUCCCAGGAAGGUGUGCGUGGCCUGCAGAUGGGCCUCAGCCGCCUGACACCACGCAUGAACCUCGAAGUUAGAGGAUGCUGCCCCACAGAGGCUCCAUCAACAGGGGUGUGGCUGGCCGAAAUGGCAGCCACGUAAACUCUUAUUGUAGAAGGAGCCCACCCUGCUGAGAAACGUUCUUGUAAGAACUCCAAGACUGUAGCUAUUGCGCAGUUCACUGGGUCUAGAGUGGAUCCCAGUGGAUGGGAAUCUCCCAAGGAGUGCCAUCUAGCAGGGAUAUUAUCUCUGAGAACCAUAUUUGAGCUGGCCAAUAAGGUACUACUAGCAGCAGAUGUAGACUGUCUUGGCGAACCCUCGCUAGAACUUGUGGGAGCAGAACGAUCGGGGGAAAAGCAUACAGAUGUGACCUAGGCCACAUGUGCACCAUGGCGUCCAGCCCAAAUUGUGCAGGAGGAGUGAGGGCGAACCACAGCGGGCAGUGUGCCGUCUCCUCGGAGGCGAACACGUGCAGUCCUGCUUGGCCAAACCUCCUCCAUAUGGACUCCACCACUUGUGGAUGGAGCCACCAAUCCCUGGGCCUCAGCUGCCACCUCAACAGGAUGUCUGCCCCCACAUUCCAGUUAUCCAGAAUGUACAUUGCACUCCCCUCUGCCCAGAGGAGUAUUAGUUGCGCCUGCCUGAACAGGGGGCACGGACAUAAUCCUCCCUGGUGGUCAAUAUAUGAGACCACAGCUGUGUUGUCUGUAAACACAUGGUGACCUCUCAAUUGAGGAAGAAGGAAUUUCAGUGCUAGAUAUAAGGCCCACAUUUCUAGGCAAUUUAGAUGCUGCUCCAGAUGAGGGCCACUCCAGAGACCAUGAGCUGGACAGCUGUCUAAGACCGUGCUCCAGCCCAUGAGGGCGGUAUCUGGGAGGUGUCUUGCACUAAGGAGACACCCCUAGAGUGUGACCCAAGGCUAGAAACUGGGGACACUCAAAUUCUCAGAGCACGCAUGCAUCGCCGCGUGACACUAAUUACUCUCAGAGGUAUCGUACUUGUAGAAAACCCCCAACUUCUCAGCCACCACUGAACGGUCUCCUGUGCAAUAGGCCCAUAAGCACCAAUAGUCUCCCAAGAUCCAGCUUUAUCUUACUCAGUGUUGAUAGGAUUGACCCUACGCAUGUUAGGGAUAGAAACGCCCUCAUCAUAGUAGAAUCCUUAUAACCCCUAGAAAAGUUGUCCACUGCACUGGGCAAAGCAUACUUUUCUGAGAUUCAACCUGAGCCCCAAGCUCUUCAUGUGGGCGAGAACAACAUCUCAAUGUUGAACCGCCAGUUCCCUGGAUCAUGCUAGAAUUAACCAGUCAUCCAGGUAGUUUAGUACAUGGAUGACGUGGAGUGACAAUGGAGACAGAGUGACAUCCAUGCACUUUGUGAAGGUGCGAGGGCAAAAAGCUAGCGAUAUUUCUAUGUGGAAAUAUGCACCUUUUAUUUCUAUUGUCAGAAACCAGUCCUCAAACUGAAUCUGUGGAAAGAUAAGUUUGGGCGUCGGCAUCUUGAACCUGUAUGUCCGAAGAGUACAGUUCAGAUGACGCAGAUCUAAAAUUGGCCGAAUAAUCCUCUAUUUUUUGCGGACCAGGAAAUAACAGCUGUAAAAACUUCCCUCCCUCGAGGAACGGGGUACAUGCUCUAUGGCCCCUUUGUCCAAGAGGGAUCUUACUUCCUGCGCUAUCGUUAGGUUCUGGUCUGUGAUGACUACUGUGGUGAGCACACCUCUGAUCUGGGUGGGUCGAGCUCUAAACUGGACCCGGUAACCCUUUUCUACGGUAGACAGAACCCAUGGAGGCACAUUUGGCAGUAGUUUCCACGCUGCCAGACGGUCUUUUAGUGACGUUAACUAUUCCACAUUCUGUUGGAGGGAAUGCGUCAGAUUUUUGUUGCCCUGUGACAGCUCGCUGACCAGAGAACACUGAAAACUUGGGACAGCCUUGGCUAGGGGAGGCCCUACAGUAGCAUUGGGGGCUAACUGCCCUAACAACCUCAUGUCCCCUGAUACGUCCCUCCACGGCCCCUCAGGACCACUCUUCUUUUCCUGCUUGGCCUUUAUGAUAAUUUUCAGAUCAGGCCUAGUAGCAGGCCGCCCAGUUUCCCUGGCUGUCUGCGGGGGUUGGAGGGCUGCCAUACUCGCCUUCUGUGUCUCCCACUCAUGGAUUUCCGGGUGACCUCGACACAACGGGGAAGGAACUGGCUGAAUGCCGCCAUAUGUUGAGCUCACUCAGCAGGUCUGCUUGGUAGGCCUGCAACAGUGUCAUUAUCUGCAGUGACCCACAAGAAAGACUACUACUACAUAGGCCUUGCCCAACAAUGCCACGGUGGCCUUACACGGUGGCUUGGAUAGCAAAGACGGCCCCUCUAAUUACCUGCCAUCGAUGGAGAGAGGUAGCUCGCAAGCACCUCCUCCACCUUCAGCAUAGCUAAAUAGCCAUGCCAUUCAUUCUCCACAAUGGCCGAAUAAUCCAACAUCGUGGGGUUAUAAAUACGGCUUAUGCAUGGUUUUCUCCCAGAAGCCUGAUAUUUUGUCAUGCACUUCUGGAAGAAAGGGGAGUUUUCUGCAGUGUGAGGGAUUUACUUUCACUGGGGAGAAAAAGGCUCAUCCAGCCUUAGUAAAUCACUUCAAGCAGCUCUUUAUAUACUGGUCUCAGUUUUUAGCACAUCCUUCUGGCUCCUCGGAGUCAGAGAGGAAUUAAUACUAUUUUUUUUGUGUGUGUGUGUGUGUCCAGACCCCCUAUCAAGAGAUAGAGCAGCGCUCGUCUCCGGCUCCUCUUAUCGAUCCAUAAAAGAUCCUCCGGACCUGAAACGGCUAUCUGCCUCGGCAGCGGCCGGCCCAGAUCCGCGAGGCUCUAAAACCCAGCUAGCUUAUUUAUGGUAGGCCUAUAAAUAGGCAGGACUUUACACAAGCUUCAGAUGCCCUUUGCGUGCGAGAGGCGCUCCCAUAGUGUUAUGCUAAAGACAACGUUGAUGUUCCCUUUGAAAGGGAACUCCCUUCUUUAACGUCACACUGAAACCGUCUCAGCAGCAAUCCACGGAGGAGACGAAGAGGACCGCCUUUUGUAUUCAAUGCAUUAGUUCUCUUGCUGCCAGGCAGGACUCCUUGCAUGGCCAAUCACAUCAAAGGAAGACCAGCGUGAGCUAUUUUAAUGAAUCAUGAUUUUGAGUUCAUAACACUUGAAAUUUAAAGUUUAUGUAUUUUGUAGGUAAAUAAGUUAAACUAACAUUUUUUUAGUUAUGAGUCCAAAAUGCAAAAUGUUAAGUAAUGUUUAGUCAAGAGUAUUUGAUUGUUUAAGUAAAGACAACAUUAGGGUUUACAGUGUAUAGCCUUUUAUUCAUAAAUAGCCUUCUAUGAAUAGGCACAUUGGAAACUUUCUCGCACGCACAUCCCACAAUCCCGGCUGAUGAACUGGCUUUUCACUUGAGGGAAAAAAAUUAUACUUUGGACCAACUUUAAAAGAUUACUCUGAUUUGUUACACCCAAAUUUAUUAGUUUUUCCAAGAAAAUCUGCUUCAAAGCUUAAAUUGUGAUCUAAUAUUAAUCAAAAAUAUUUAUUUUCCCUAAGACAAACAUUUACACUGACUGUGAGCUCGUGUUUGGCAGAACUGAGAGACUGUCAGCCAAUAAGACGCGAGUAUCUCCACCUUUUUUCCUGUAAAACCUGUCUGGUCUCGUCUCUUUCCACUGGAGAUAUAAAAUAACCGUCUUCUUUCAACUCAGUUACGCAGUGACAAACUGCUCCAAGUGGAUAAUUAUUCAGGGCUACAGCCCCUAAUGCCCAGGCUAGGUUACCCCCGGGUGUGGCACCAUGUUCAUGCAGCUGAAGCGCGCGCUCCGGGAAGGAAGCGUAUUUUCCCGGGGAUCCAUCCCGCCGUGGAGCGCGUGUGGAAGGGCAGUGUUUUGCAGGUUUCUAUGGCGUGUGUUGAUGUUUUUGACCAUCCUGUUUGUGGCGUUGCAGUUACUGAGUGCGUUUCAUCAGUUUUGGAACAACAAACAAACAUCGAGCUUUUUGACCAGCGACAGAAAUGCCAUGUGUCAACCCAAGAACCAUGUUUUCUUCCUGAAGACGCACAAGACGGCCAGUAGCACCAUCCUCAACAUCCUAUAUCGCUAUGGCGAUACCCACAACUUGACCUUCGCGCUGCCAGAGAACAUCUACCAGUUCUCCUACCCACACUUCUUCAUGUCGCACUUUGUCAAGGGCAUGAAGUCUCGCCGAGUGACAGAGUUCCACAUUAUGUGCAACCACAUGCGCUUCCAAGGGCUUGAGGUGAGAAAGGUCAUGCCCUUGGACACGUUUUAUUUCUCCAUCCUGCGCAAUCCGGUGUCUAUGAUGGAGUCUCUCUUCACGUACUACAAAUCACUCCCCGUGUUCAGCAACUUCAAGACCCUCGAGGACUUUCUGCUCGAUGAAGGCCGUUCUUACAGCGAUACUAUGCCUGAUAACCAUUACGCUCGUAAUAUCCUGACCUUCGACUUCGGCUUCAACAACUCGGCACCGUCCAGCGAAGCGGAACUGGACGAACGAGCUGAGGCUCUGAUUUCCGCCGUGGAGAGUGAAUUCCACCUCAUCCUGAUCUCAGAGUACUUCGACGAGUCCAUGGUGUUGCUCAGACACGCCCUCUGCUGGACCCUGGACGACGUCGUGUCAUUCCGCCUGAACAGCCGAAGCGAGAAAACCCGCAAAUCGCUGAGCGUGGAAAUGACCGAGCAGGUAAAGAAGUGGAACUCGUUGGAUUGGCGACUCUACCAACACUUUAACGCAAGCUUCUGGAGGCGGAUAGAUACAUCGCUAGGGCGCACUAAGCUCCAAGAGGAAGUGGAGCUUCUCAGAGACAGAAGGGCAGUACUGGAGAAAACCUGCCUUUCAGAGGGCGGAGCCGUGGAUCCAGCUCACGUACUUGAUUCAUCAUUGAAGCCAUUCCAGUACGGCCAAGCGGUUAUCCAGGGAUAUAACAUUCGCCCGGGAUUGGACAACGACACACACCAUUUUUGUCACAGGCUCAUCAUGCCUGAACUACAGUACACUGGGGCUUUGUACGUUAAACAAUUCCCUGAUAUCGCUGCUCAAAAAGAUGAAGGAAAAAAGCACCCCACCCCUGGCAAACACAUCAUAAAUGCUAAGAGGAACAGCACCAGUGCGCCUGUCACUGAGAGUCUCAACUCAACUGUACAAGUUAAUAUGCCUAUAUUAGCCAAAGACAAUAUGGAUGUUAAAGAUAAUGCUAACUCAGCUGAAGCAAAGCAACACAAAACCUAAAGACAAAUGAACCUCAACCUGACAUUAAACAGCGAAAUAUGCUAAAUGUGCCUUAGCCUAUGCUGUGGAGAAGAUCUCAAUUUGUUCAAAUCCAGCAGCCAGAAAAACAAUACAAAUGAAUGUCAAAUGGUAUUUACACAAAACCGAUCAACUGUUAGUUCUUUUACUUGUGAUUAUCUUUGCACUUUGCUAGAUCAUCUUGGGUCUUAAAAUCGUGAUUAAUUUGUUAGCUAGGGGGAAUAUUUGUAAAUAUUUCACUGUUUUUCUGAAAACUAAGCACUCCAGGCUAAGUUUCGACUAUUCUUCUUCUUCUUCUUCUUCUUCUUCUUCUUAUUGUUAUUAUUGUUAUUAUUAUGUGAACUGGCCCUAAUUCUGUAAAGAUACUGACUGUAUGUCAUUAAUGUUUUUUCAAAUCCUAAAAGCUGGUAUACAAGUAUAAGAAAUAAGAUUAUUGUUACUGUGAGAUGGUAAAUACGGGUGUAUAUCCUCUGAAUGAGAUGAUUCAGACUAAAUGUCACAAUUUAAAUGCAGAUUUUUCUAACAAGAUUCAGUUUUCUCUUGAAAGAUAAUUCAAGAGAAGGUUUAUAAACAUAGCUGAUAUGAAAUUCAAGUUUGUAAACUGGACUAAAAAAUUCUGAUAUAACCUUUGGGGGCGGGGCUGUGGUAAGUGUCACUUAUGUAGAAUUUAUUCACGCAUUAAUAAUAAAUCAUUUGUACUCAA
This is a messenger RNA of Ictalurus punctatus (channel catfish), 7793 nucleotides long. RefSeq names its product galactose-3-O-sulfotransferase 2. Gene Ontology annotation, cellular component: membrane. Lineage: Eukaryota; Metazoa; Chordata; Actinopteri; Siluriformes; Ictaluridae. Gene Ontology annotation, biological process: glycolipid biosynthetic process. Bases 5621 to 7072 code for a protein of 483 amino acids. The record is from RefSeq and is a predicted model, not a curated record. Gene Ontology annotation, molecular function: galactosylceramide sulfotransferase activity. The transcript has 4 exons.